AUGUCGACUCACGCCGCUGUUCGGAGCCUGAACAUCAACAACAUAAACCCCCACGUUAGGGCAGCAGAGUAUGCCGUCCGAGGAGAACUUGCCGUGCGAGCAGAAGAAUACCGGGCCAAGCUCGCGAAGGGCUGCACCGACCUCCCGUUCGACAAAGUUAUCUCUGCGAACAUUGGUAACCCACAGCAAUUGGACCAAAAGCCAAUAACGUUUUUCAGACAGGUAUUGAGCUUGGUCGAAUACCCACAACUACUGGAGAAGGAAGCUGUUUUGUUAGAACAAUUGGGAUACAAGAGCGACGUUAUUGAGAGGGCAAAAUGGCUAUUGAAGGAGGUCGGGUCCGUUGGCGCAUACAGCGCCAGUGCCGGCGCUCCAGGAAUAAGGGAUAGCGUUGCAAAGUUCCUCGAGAGACGAGAUGGCUUCCCAGCCGACCCCAAGGAUAUCUACCUGUCUGCUGGUGCUUCUUCCGGGGUAAAUACCCUCUUGCAUAUCAUCUGCGCAGGUCCAAAUACUGGGGUCUUAGUUCCCAUUCCCCAGUACCCACUCUACACAGCUACCCUAUCUCUCCUUAACGCUCAAUGCGUUCCAUACUACCUCGACGAAAGCAAGGGCUGGGGGACAGAUCUCGAAGCCAUAAAGGCCGCGCACAAGAAAGCAGUAGAUGAAGGGACCGACGUCCGAGCGAUUGUUAUUAUCAACCCAGGCAACCCAACAGGCGCUAGCCUUUCCGUGGAGGACAUAAAGGCAGUGAUUGAUUUUGCUGCCCAGGAGAAGCUGGUAAUCAUGGCUGACGAAGUCUACCAAACCAAUAUCUUCUUGGGCGAAUUCCACAGCUUCAAAAAGGUGUUAAGGAGUAUGCAGAAGGACGAGCCAGAGAAGUACAAAUAUGUGGAACUUGCUUCACUGCACAGUAUUUCCAAGGGUAUGGUUGGAGAGUGUGGACAUCGUGGUGGAUACUUCGAAUUGUGCGGAUUCGAUCCCGAAGUUGUGGAGCAGAUCUACAAAUUUGUAUCGAUCAGUUUAUGUGCGCCAGUCGUGGCACAAUGCGUGGUCGAGAUGAUGGUGAACCCCCCGAAGGAGGGCGAGCCAAGUUACGAACUUUACAAGCAAGAGUGGGAUGGUAUCUACACAGGCUUGCGGGAGAGAGCUAGAGCAUUGUAUAAGGCAUUCAGAGAAAUGGAGGGAGUGGAAUGUCAAGACCCUCAGGGCGCCAUGUACCUCUUUCCUACCAUCCACCUUCCGCCCAAGGCCAUUGAAGCUGCGAAGAAAGAAGGCCGCUCCCCCGAUGAAUUCUACGCCUUCCGUCUUCUGGACGCAACAGGAGUAUGCGUCGUCCCCGGCUCCGGUUUCGGGCAGAAGGAAAACACCCUACAUUUCCGAACCACGUUCUUGGCGCCCGGUACGGAGUGGGUUGGACGGAUCACCAAGUUCCAUAAGGAGUUUAUGGACGAAUUUAGAUGA
Messenger RNA from Amorphotheca resinae ATCC 22711, 1461 nucleotides. RefSeq lists its product as hypothetical. NCBI's taxonomy places the organism in Eukaryota, Fungi, Ascomycota, Leotiomycetes, Helotiales, Amorphothecaceae. Gene Ontology annotation, molecular function: pyridoxal phosphate binding; L-alanine:2-oxoglutarate transaminase activity. The coding region runs from base 1 to 1461 and encodes 486 amino acids. The transcript has 3 exons. Gene Ontology annotation, biological process: biosynthetic process. The record is from RefSeq and is a predicted model, not a curated record.